Messenger RNA from Heterobilharzia americana, 3269 nucleotides. The record is from the annotation of a GenBank genome assembly. NCBI's taxonomy places the organism in Eukaryota, Metazoa, Platyhelminthes, Trematoda, Strigeidida, Schistosomatidae.
AACAACUCGAACCAAGCCCUAAGAACUAGAUGCGAGAGAUCAAAAACUAUUAGAUUUCUACGCUCGCAUUAUCAAUAUUGGAUAUUGGAUAAUGGAACAGCGCGCACUUGGUUGCUUUUAGUUGUUGUCAAGAUCUUGUGCGAGUAUGACUACCCUUGUAGAAGCAAUACAGAGGAAACAUGAGAAGUUGACGGAAAGCCACAUCUUUGUCGGACAUAUUCAAAAGGCAUGUUAUCGUACUGGUACCAAUAUUCUGUUUCCGACACGGACUUUAACAAUGGACUGUCAGAACAUAGAUAGCAUUGGUUCCAAAGAUGGGCUACUUGAAGAGGCUGAGAAUGUAAGGGAGUUGGAUUUGGCCGGUAACCAUCUGUCCUCUUUCGAGGAGGUGUUCAAACUUCUUUGCUGGCUAAAACAUCUUGAAUCCUUAAAUUUAAGUCGAAACCCCUUAGGCCCUCACAUCUCCAAUUAUCAGUCUUCAAAUUCUUCUUUUGAUGAGGAUGGUGUUGAUUUAUCCCUUGAGGAAAAUAUCCAACCUGUCAACUCUGAGUAUAUUCAGGACUCAGCUUCCCUGUGUUGUGAUAAAUCGUCAUCUGAAACGAAUAGUUAUAACGAUAAUGGUAAUGUGCUUCGAUCAAAACAAAAUAAAAUUAAUUUUUCACCUAAUUAUCGAACUGAUUCAUUAAAUGAUGCACUACAGAAAAUGAUACCGUCUAAUAAUCCAAAUGGUGCUUAUGCCAAAGAAACUGCAGAGAAUGAAUCACUCACCAUGAAGGCAUUGUUGAGUCACUUACUAGUUCCCUCCAAAAUUGCCUUGAAUUCUGGGAUUAUAUCAUCCUCAACUAUAUUUCCCACUUUGAACGUAUUAGCACUAAAUUCUACCAAUAUACCAUGGAAUUGGGUUCUUGAUCUACUUCGUCGAUUGCCAAACCUAACUGAUUUACAUGUUGCCCGUAAUAACUAUCGAUCUGAAGAGGAUGAUUUAGACGGUUCAGGUGAUUUAUUGACUUAUGUUACUACUACUAACAAUAAUAAUGGUAACAAUGAUGGUGAUGCUGAUGCCUGUAACCACAAUACACUGCCUAUCUUUCCGCGUUUACAAAGCCUUUAUUAUAGUGAUAAUGGUAUAUCGAGGUGGUGGACUAUAUGUCGAUUGUGUAGACAUUUUCCUGGUUUACAGCAACUUAUCCUACUGGGCAAUCCAAUUGAACAUAUACCUAUUCCUGCAAAAACUAAUCAACAGACCUAUACGUCGCAUAGUAUUCCUACUGGUGAAGAACUCUCUGAAGAGAAGGCGGACCGUAAAGCCUCAAAUCAACAAAUAUCAGGAAGCACCACCAAUAAUAAUAAUAAUAAUAAUAAUAAUAAUACGAAUAGUCGUCAUGAUCAACGCUUAUUCGAAAAUGUACAUACAUUAGGUCUGUCGGAGACACUUAUCAGUCAAUGGGAAAGUAUUGAUGCUUUAGGUGAAUGGAUGCCUAGUUUGAAGAAUUUACGAUUGGGAAAUACGCUACCUGUAUUUCAGUCUUGGAUGGAACCACGAUGUCGAGCUCAUGUAAUUGCUCGAUUACCUAAACUAACAACCUAUAAUCGAAGUGCAAUUGACUCAGAAGAACGUGUAAGUGCUGAACGAGAGUUUGUAAGAUAUUAUGGUCAAAUCGAUCCAAAGCAGCGUCCUAAUCGCUAUUGGGAAUUAGAACGUCAACAUGGCCGACUUGAACCUUUGGCGAAUAUUGACUUAUCACCUAAACGGCAUAUUCGUGUACGUGUCUCUAUGUCUGGGAAAGAACUAUGGUAUGAUUUAAACGUCAAUCUUAAAGUAUCUCAAGCAAAACGUCAGUUCUCCAACCUGUUCAAUAUUCCACAAACUGAGGCUAAACACUUCAAACUGUUUUAUUUCGAUCAAUUUAUUUCACAAAUUCAGGGUCCAGAAGAAUUGAAAUAUCCCAAUCGUAAUCUCUACUCGUAUCAAUUAGAACCAGGUGAUCUCUUCGAAUUGGUACGAUCUCCGAAUUAUUCAAAGCGUUAAAAUGGUUUUGCUUAGUUGAAGAACACCUUUAUCGGUGUAUUUGUGCACUUCUGCGUACGAUUUUAUUGAUUUUGUAGUUUAAUCAGCUGGGCAUAUGUCCCCCUUUUUUAAAAUCAUUUUUUCCGCUAGUUCCAAAUAUCUCAUAUUGUUGUGAGUAAUUAUUCACCAACACACCUUCGUCCCACACCUGCCUUCUGUAUAUUAAAAACCAGUCGGUUAAUUUGUUUGCUGUAUAAUCAUUACUUUCUUUCAAUUGGUAUUUACUAGUUUUCUUUUUCUGUGUGUGUGUGUGUGUAUGUAUGUAUGUAAAGCACUAGGGUGCUUUAAGUGUAUAGUAUCAAUUGACUUCUAUUGCUAUUUUUAUUAGCAAUGUUAUUGCGAUUUGAAUAGCUUUGUAGUUAACAAUCACAAAGGUGUCAUAGCAAAUCUAGUGUGACACCUUGAGAGUGAGAUCCUCCUUCCUAGCAACUACUUGCAUAUUUCUGAUAGUCACUUCAACUACUUAUUCGUCCAGUUUUCUUUAAUUUGUAUCCUGUUUGAUAUUCCCUGGUGUACUCACAUAAUUUCUCAUUUUUAUUUAUUUAUUAUAUUUCCCAACUAGUAAGUAUUGUUGUGAGUUGUUUAUUUUUAAAAGUUAAAAUUUCCUUAUUGUUGUCUGUAGAUAAUUUGCUUUCUCACUCUUGUUCUUUCAUAUUUUGUUUUGUUUGGCUGUGAAUGAUACUUUUCAUGUGCGCGUGCAUAAAUGUAUGUGAGAGUGGUCGUUUCAAUGCUACUAUCCUUUUGUUUUUGUUAAUUAGUUCAACAAGGUUUUUCAGCACUUGAAAAAUGUAACUGUAUUUAUUGUCCUCUUUUGGCGGUUGUGUUCACUUCACUCCUUCCUUUUUUUUCGCUUUUUGUAAUUAUGAUUUUUUUGCCUCUAUUGUUGUUUUUAAUUUUCAAGGUAAUGAUGUAUUCACUUGGUAGCAGUAAUGACCUGUGACACAUUGACCUACCAUAUUUGAUUCAAUAUCAGUGUGUGAGUAUCUGCAUUUGUGUAUGUGACCAGCCUAAAUAUCACUUAUUACUUUUUUCAUUUUGGUUUUAUUUUAUCUGAUUGUUCAUAAUCAGUAGAUGGUUAUUUUACAGUUUACUUGGUGCCUACUAGUGGACUCUUCUUUGGCCCUGUUCGGGACUCGUUAGCUGGGUGUAUCUGUGUCAUGCUUUCGUAUCUGACUCCAACUUUUAUAUAAGGUUCUCGAAG